Messenger RNA from Condylura cristata (star-nosed mole), 3362 nucleotides. RefSeq names its product E74-like factor 4 (ets domain transcription factor) (gene ELF4). Gene Ontology annotation, molecular function: sequence-specific DNA binding; DNA-binding transcription factor activity, RNA polymerase II-specific. The coding region runs from base 199 to 2175 and encodes 658 amino acids. Gene Ontology annotation, biological process: regulation of transcription by RNA polymerase II; cell differentiation. Gene Ontology annotation, cellular component: nucleus. The record is from RefSeq and is a predicted model, not a curated record. NCBI's taxonomy places the organism in Eukaryota, Metazoa, Chordata, Mammalia, Eulipotyphla, Talpidae. The transcript is spliced from 8 exons.
UGCGGUUGUCCCAGCCCAGCAUGCAGCCUUGAACCUGGCUUAGGCCACCCCUUACUCCUGCUCUCAACACCCUGAAUUUUACUGUGGCUUGUGGUGUGAGCUCUGGGCUGCAAGGUCCCUGAGCAGAAGCACUUCAUCAAGAACCCCUGCAGCUCCAGAGGGCCCUGCAAAUCCCGCUGUCAGCUCUGGGAACACAGCAUGGCUAUUACCCUGCAACCCAGUGACCUGAUCUUUGAGUUUGCAAGCAACGGGAUGGACGAUAUCCACCAGCUGGAGGACCCCUCGGUGUUCCCGGCCGUGAUCGUGGAGCAAGUGCCCUACCCUGAGCUGCUGCACCUGUACUCGGGCCUGGAGCUGGACGACGGCCACAGCGGCAUCGUAGCGGACGGCACCGUGUGCAUGACGCAGGAUCAGAUCCUGGAGGGCAGCUUCCUGCUGGCAGAUGACAAUGAGGCAGCCCCACAAGCCAUGUCAAGCACCGAAGUGUUGCUCAACGUCGAGUCUCCCAACAACAUGCUGGAUGAGAAGCAAAUCUUUAGCACCUCUGAGAUGCUUCCAGACUCAGACCCUGCUCUAGCCGGCACUCUGCCCAGCUACUCAUUUCCUGUCUCUGAGCCCAGUGCUCUGAACGAGGCAGGUGACACUGGUGGCCCCGAGGGGCCAUCUCUGGAGGAGAAGGCUCUCGGAGAGGAAAAUGCCAAGAGGACUGGAAAAUCAAAGAAGAGAAUCCGGAAGACAAAGGACAGCCGCAGCUCCUCACCUGUCACUGACCCUAGCAUUCCCAUCCGGAAGAAAUCCAAGGAUGGCAAAGGCAGCACCAUUUACCUGUGGGAGUUCCUCCUGGCGCUGCUGCAAGACAGGAACACCUGCCCCAAGUACAUCAAGUGGACCCAGCGUGAGAAGGGCAUUUUCAAGCUCGUGGACUCCAAAGCGGUGUCCAAGCUGUGGGGGAAGCAGAAGAACAAGCCUGACAUGAACUAUGAGACAAUGGGCCGGGCACUGAGAUAUUACUACCAGAGAGGCAUCCUUGCCAAAGUGGAAGGGCAGAGGCUGGUGUACCAGUUUAAGGAGAUGCCCAAGGAUCUGGUGGUGAUCGAAGAUGAGGACGAGGGGAGCGAAGCCUCAGCAGCAUCUCCUCAGGCCGCCACUCCCUCCACCUCCUCUGGUAGCACCACCCGGCGAAACAGCUCCCGAGUCUCCUCCAGAGCCACCACCCACGCCAAGGGCAGCCCCUCCUGGGAAAAGCCCAGGGGUCAGCAGGUUGGCCUCCAGCCGUCUGCGAGUCUGGAGUCGGGAUUGCCUCUCGAUGAGGAGCUCCCCACUACCUCCACUGUGCUGGUCUCGCCGCCACAGAGCCAGGCCAAACUCACCAAAGCUGUGAGUACUCAUGUGCCCAGCAACAUCCACCUGGGGGUGGCCCCUGUGGGCUCGGGCUCAGCCUUGACCCUGCAGACAAUCCCACUGACCACGGUGCUGACCAGCGGGCCUCCUGCCAGUACUACUGCUUCGACCCAGCUCGUUCUCCAGAGCGUUCCACCUGCUUCGACCUUCAAGGACACCUUCACUUUGCAGGCGUCCUUUCCCCUGAACACCAGUUUCCAAGAGAGUCAGGUGGCAACACCAGGGGCUCCGCUGAUCCUCAGCGGCCUCCCCCAGUUUCUGGCAGGGGCCAACCAUCCGAGCAAUGCAGCCCCGCCCUCAGUCACAGGGGCUGCACCCGCAGGGCCCAGCUCUCAGCCCCCAGGGACUGUCAUUGCGGCCUUCAUCAGGACUUCUAGUGCCACUGCAGCCCCGAGGGUCAAGGAGGGGCCGCUGAGGGCUCCCUCAUAUGUGCAAGGCGUGGUUACGGGGGCCCCUGUGGAGGGACUGCUGGUUCCCGAGGAGACCCUGAGGGAACUCCUGAGGGAGCAGACUCACCUUCAGCCACUUCCAACCCAGCUGGGCUCCAGGGGUCCCCACAGUUCAAACCUUCCGGGGAACCAGACUUGCUCUCCUCCCAGCUGCCCCACUGUUGGGCUGACCCCAGUGGCUGAACUUGAGCUCUCCUCGGGCUCAGGGUCCACGUUGAUUGCUGAGCCCAGUGAGACCACAUCUGGGGGCCUGCCGGCCAAAUCCCCUACCCCUGCCCCCUUCUCCCCAUUCAACCCCACGUCCCUCAUUAAGAUGGAGCCCUGACACUGAAAGGGGGGCCGGGCGGAGCGUGAGCCAGCAGGCCAACAUGAGCAGCAUUUGACGCAGCCCUCCUUGAGGGGAGACUGACUUCAGCAGUACACCUGCCCUUACAUUGCAGUGGGACCCGCGCCCUGCACCCCUGCCUGGCGCAACCACAGCCAAGCUAGACCUGAUUUGAGCAUUCCUGGCGCCAGACCAUGGCCUUCAUGAGCACAUGGGGAUGUGCUUCUCUAGGGUCACGGGCUGACUAGGUGAUCGGGGAAACCUCCGGAGGAGUUUGCAGGCUGCGCCAGUGCCAGGGCCUGGCGGGCAGAGUCCUUUGGCCUGGCUGUGUUUCCCCAUGUCUAGCCACACCCCAGGGAGGCUGUCCCCUCUGUGAAUGUGUCUGUGUGUACUGUGUGUCCUCGUGGGCUCUAGCUCUCUUUCUUGAGGAGGACAGGGCGUAGCUGCCAGGUUUUCAAGGGCGUGUGUCUUUGGGUCAGCCACAGAGAUGGGGAAUCUAUUUUAGAAGGAAAAGUAUUCUAGUUCCCUUUGUACAAAUCAGAAUUCAGUUGGCUCAGACUGGAGUACAUUUGGGGUCCCCCACAUCUGGAGAGAUGUCACAGAGCUGGAGUAGAUCCAGGGUAGGAGAGCUUCGCUGGCGUGUCUGGGGGAAGAUGCGGUUGGAAAGAACAAGGCAAGUUUGAGGGGGAGCAGAGCGCCAGGAGCAGAAUGGGAACUCAGCCGUGGGGAGCGGCCCCAGUCUGCACUGAGGUCCUCCUGCUGGAGCUGGCCCCACUGGCCACCAGCCAUGUGCCUAGCACCUUGGCCACCUCAGAGGCCCCUUCCCUGCCAGGCUCAGACCCAGCCGCGCAGGCGUGGCAGGCGCUCGGUGGGUUGGAUGUCAGCGGCAGGGCUUGGUUCGCGAGGCUGGCCGAGUGCUCAUGACGGCCUCUGCUGGCACCGGCCCACAGCCUGGCGCUGGGCUCCCUUAGUUCAUCUGGCCCUGCUGUGCUGCUGCCGGGUGUGACGGGAGCCGUGGCGCACUGGCCUUGGGGCCGCCUCUGUUCCUGCUCAUUCGUACCUGCCGCUCAGCCCUGCUUCUACUCACUUUGUAGGUUUGCCAGCCCACCCACCCCCACGACGGCUACCGCAGACCUCCUCCAGUGGACCGUUGCCCCUCAUCUCCAACUCUCGCACCUGGCCCUGAU